AUGACAAAGGACCACAAUUUUCUCAUUGACUUUGUUGGGAUCAUUACUGGUGUUCGAAAAGAAAGAGAUGUAGCAUCAUAUGGGAAGCUGAUCAAAGCAGUUGUGCUAGAAAUUUUUAGUGAUGGCAAAAAGGUACAAUGCAAUGUGUUUGGAAAUGCUUGUGAUCUGUUGGAAUAUGAUAAGUUACAAAAAUAUCCAAGAUCUUCGCUGAUUGUCCUCGAGUCUUUUAAAAUCAAAGCAAUUGAAGGUGGAGUGAUUCUACAUAAUGUGAUAAAUGUCUCUAGGUUAUUCAUUAAUCCCGACAUUUCUGAGUCUGUUGAGUUCCUAAGCAGAUUUAGUGUUGCCAGUUAUCGAUUCUCAAGACUUGUGACCAAUGACCUUGGAUACUUAGUUUGUAAAGUUGAUGGUGAUUAUUUCAAUCCCAAAGAGAUCAGUAAUAUUCAAGAUCUUCAUGCAGAUAAAGGGGAUACUUAUUGCUUUAUUAUUGGAACAAUUAAGGAAGUUAUGGAUGAGCUAGAUUGGUGGUACUACUCAUGUGUAUGUGGUCAUGCCAUUGUUGAGCAUGAGGAUCUCUACCUUUGUGAUGUUUGUGGUUCAUGUAUUGAACAUGCUAUGGUCAAAUAUGGGAUUCGGGUAAAGAUUCACCAUGCAGGGUGUGUUGUUUUGUUUGUUUUGCUUGAUAAUGCGGCAACAAAACUAUUUGGAAAAACCUAUUCUGAAGCAUUUCUCAGGAUAGAAGAAGAAUUUUCUGUUGAUCCUAAUGUGCUUGCAGUCUGUCGGUCAUAUUCUCCACAAAUGUUUGAUGAUGCUGUUGGAGAGGAGAAAGUUUUCAAGGUUGAAAUUCAUUCUGCAGUUGAUCCAGAUUACUCCAGGUGCUUUAAAACUAUAAAUGUCUUUAGUCAUAAUCCGGAACCAGCUGCAACCAAUGAUUAUAUCAAUGAAAUGCUUCACGGUCCCAUUUUUCCACCAAACUAUGACACCUUCUUGCAGUAUGCAACUGGUGAAGAUUACAAGACUUAA
This is a messenger RNA of Arachis stenosperma, 1020 nucleotides long. RefSeq lists its product as uncharacterized. The record is from RefSeq and is a predicted model, not a curated record. The transcript has 9 exons. The coding region runs from base 1 to 1020 and encodes 339 amino acids. Lineage: Eukaryota; Viridiplantae; Streptophyta; Magnoliopsida; Fabales; Fabaceae.